Molecule: messenger RNA, 1065 nt
Organism: Limanda limanda (common dab)
Lineage: Eukaryota; Metazoa; Chordata; Actinopteri; Pleuronectiformes; Pleuronectidae
Product: membrane progestin receptor beta-like
Exons: 5
Coding region: 7-1065 (352 amino acids)
Biological process (GO): response to steroid hormone
Cellular component (GO): plasma membrane
Molecular function (GO): nuclear steroid receptor activity; steroid binding
Source: RefSeq, a predicted model, not a curated record
CCCAUCAUGCCUCGGCUGUCGUUCGCCCCUCCCUCUCUGUGCCUCACCUCUCUCCCUCUGCUGAAGAGGCUCCUCCCCUCCCUCCCCCCCACAGUGCGGGACCUGGACGUCCCCCCCCGGCUCCGGGAGCAGUUCAUCCUGUCCGGGUACCGUCCGGUGGACUUGUCCCGGCGCUGCUACGUCCUCAGUCUCUUCCAGAUCCACAACGAGACGCUGAGCGUGUGGAGCCCCCUGCUGGCCGCAGUCUGCGUGCUAGUGAGGUUCCUCGUGUUCUCCGUCCUGCAGGGGGGGGGGAUCCUGGGCGUCGGCCUGCAGGGACCUGAAGGUCAGGGCGUCUCCGUGGACGUGUCCUCGCUGCCGCUGGUUCUCUACGUCUUCUCUGCUGUCACGUUCCUGAGCUGCAGCGCUGCAGUUCGCCUGCUUCGCUCCGAGCAGACGCUCCACUCGCUCUUCUUCCUGGAACACGUGGGCGUGGCCAUGCACCAGUACGGCUGCGCUCUGGCUCUGUGUCUCUACAGCUCCGACUCCGCCUGGACGCAAAGCAUGCUGGGACAGAUCUUCCUCCCAGUUGUCGCCGUGGUCGUCUGGUUCUCCUUCAUCAUCUGCUGCUACGCUGACCUUCAUCUCCACAGGAGGAUCUGCCAGGUGGUCCCGAGGGGCGUGGCCUACCUGCUGGUCAUCAGCCCGGUCACCCACCGCCUUGCCAGCCACAACUGGGCAAACACUUCUACUCUUCCUCUUCACUUCCUGCAGGUGGCACUGUUUCUGCUCUCAGCCGUCUUUUCCUCUUGUCCCGUACCGGAGUGCUUCUCCCCCGGCCGCUACGACAUCAUCGGCCACAGCCGCCAGCUCUUCCACAUCCUCCUGUCCAUCUGCACACUUGUCCAGCAGGAGGCGCUGUUUGAGGACUUCCUGUGGCGGCGGCAGGCGCUAGUCAGGGAGUUGGGAGAAGAGCGCCUCCUGCUGGCCUGCGCCUCCUUCCUCGGCCUGGCGCUCUGCUGCGUGAUGACGGCGCUCGUCAUCAAGAGGAGAACUCGUGUUCAGCUACUGAAAGAGGGAAGAUAG